GAUAAGCUAGAGAAAGAAAGGAAGGAAAAAGAAAAAAAGGAAAAAGAGGAAAAAGAAAAAAAGGAAAAAGAGGAGAAAGAUAGAAAGGAAAAAGAAAGAAAGGCGCAUGAGGAAAAAGAAGAGAAGGCGAGACAGGAGAAAGAGAAGAAGGAAAAAGAGGAGUUACAGAAAAGAAGGAAGCCGAGGAGAAACAAAAAAAUGACAAGAAAAUUAGAAAGGAAAAGGAAAAUCAGAAAUCAAAGAAUGAGGAAAAAUGAAAGGAAGGAAAAAGAGGAGAGAGAGAGACAGAAAAAUCAGGAAGAAAUUAGGAGAGAAGGAGAGAAAAAGGACAAAAAUGAAAAAGAAAGUAAGAAAAAGGAGGAAAAACAGAAAGAGGGGGAAAACAAGAAUAAGAAUGAGAAAGACAAAGAAAGUAAGAAAAAGGAUGAAAAACUAAAAGAGUGUGAAAAGAAGGAUAAGAAUGAGAAAGACAAAGACAGUAAGAAAAAGGAGGAAAAAACAGAAAGAAGAUAUGAAAAGGAAGACAGAUGAACAUAAGAAAACUGAUAAAGAUAAAAAUACUUAAGAACUCGUAUAGAGAAAUCGAAAUAAAAGAGGAUGAAGAGAGGAUAGACAUAGAGAAAAUCCAGGAAAUGAAAGAAAAUAGAAGAAACAGAAAGAGAAAACUAGUAUGUGAAAAGACUGACAAAGAUUUCUAGAAAAUGAUGGAUAUGAAUAUGAAAGUAUAACAAUUAUCAAGAAAUAUAAAAUAGAAAACAGAUGUUAAAGGAAAACUGAUGUGAUAACUAAUACAGAAAACAGAUUGUUGGAGAUCAAGAUGACUAAAGGAUUAAUAACAUUAACAUUUACUAAUAGGAUAUCUUAAACAUUUACUAUUUUAAUAUUGGUACAAGUACAUUGUGUAUUUAUAAAACUUCACAAUUAUUACACUUCGCAAUUAUGGACACUUUAAUUAGUGCAAAUAUUGCAGGAAAAUACAUUGACACUUAAGUAGUGCAAGAAAAAAAAGAAAAACAUUAUUAUUAUAUGAAUUACUGUAUUGUUAUAGUUACAAAAGACUGUUUCAUUUAAGUAAAUUUAUUGCUAUUAAGAUUGACAUUG
Molecule: messenger RNA, 1101 nt
Organism: Mercenaria mercenaria
Lineage: Eukaryota; Metazoa; Mollusca; Bivalvia; Venerida; Veneridae
Exons: 1
Coding region: 199-531 (110 amino acids)
Source: RefSeq, a predicted model, not a curated record